GCUCUUUCCACCUAGCCAGUACUCCCCUUCUUUUGUGCAGCGACACACUACGCGAUCGUCGUCGAGAUACACCCAAGCCCCUUCUUUGUUUACUCCUGCCGCCUCACCUGCCCUGCAAAGAUUUGCCUCAGACUGCAGGAGGCAUUCCAUCGUCCCGACUGGCUGGUUUACACGCCGACACUUUCUCCAAGUGCAACGCCUACGCCACGCUUCCACAAUGACCACCUUCAAGAAGCCUCUGCUGGCUCUAAAUCGCCUAGUGGGCCACUCGAGCGCCAAAAACCACAUGUCAAAACUCAAGCUCGGCAAGACAGAAAAUCUCCAGGACGAGCGCCGCGACAGCCACCUCAAGCAAGUCUACGAGAAGACCGCCAAGAAGUCCAGCGAAGCCGUAGAACGCAAGUCGCUGCAGGCCAAACGCAAACAGGAGGAAGCUGAGCGUCAUGCCGCGGAGAAGCCAGAGAUUCAGUCUCGCUACGGCAGCAAGAACCCACACACUCUACCUGUAUCUGCCAAACUCGAGGAGCUCGACUCCUGGGCGGAGGGCCAGACCUUGCGCUUCAUUGCCCGCAUUCACCAUGUGCGCAAUGUCAGCGCUAAACUUGCGUUCAUCCUGCUGAGACAGAGGACCGUCACUGUGCAGUCUGUGCUCACAGUCCGCGAAAAUGCAGUCACAGAGUCCUUUGUGCGUUGGGCUGAGCACCUCAAGCCCGAGUCGCUGGUCUUUGUCGAGGCUGUCGUCAGGAAGGCGCCCGAACCUGUCAAAACAUGCAAUGUUCACGACUACGAGCUCCACAUUGAAAGCAUGCACAGCAUUGUCGAGGUCGAUGAGGCCCUGCCCAUAGACGUGUACAACAUCGACCAGGUCGAAGAAAAUCCCGAAACAAAGCAGGUCGAGCUGCGCGCAUCAAACAGGAUGCGUACGACCAACCGCAUCGCAUAUUUGCGCACACCAACAAUGCAGAGCGUAUUCCGCAUCCAGUCCACCGUCACAAACAUUUUCCGCUCCGUACUCAAUGAGCGAGGUUUCACGGAAAUCCACACCCCCAAGCUACAGCCUGCUGCCACGGAAUCAGGGGCCUCAGUUUUCCCAGUGAAGUACUUUGGGAGAACAGCAUACUUGGCACAGAGUCCUCAACUAGCAAAGCAGAUGUGUAUCUCUGCUGAUUUCGACCGCGUCUUUGAGAUUGGCCCAGUGUUCCGUGCCGAGGACAGCAACACGCAUCGCCACCUGACAGAGUACACCGGCCUCGACCUGGAAAUGGCAAUUGACAGGCACUACCACGAGGCUCUCGACAUGAUCGACGCUGUAUUCAAGGCAAUCUUCACCGCCAUAUACCGCAAGCACUCCAAGGAGUUGGACCUGAUCAAAACCCGCUUUCCGCAUGAGGAUCUCGUGUGGCUGGACCACACGCCACGCCUCAGUUUCAAGGAAGCCAUUGCGCUGCUCAACGAGUCUGGUUGGACGGAUGAUGAUGGUAAGCCUGCACUUGACACGGAGGACCUCAGCACCCGCGCCGAGAUACGCGUCGGGCAGCUCGUCAAGGAAAAGUACGGUACGGACUACUAUAUCAUCGACAAGUUCCCAGCCUCGGCUCGUCCUUUCUAUACCCACCUCGACGAAGAAGACCCGGCGUACACAAAUUCCUUUGAUAUCUUCCUCCGUGGUCAAGAGAUUGUCAGCGGUGGCCAAAGAAUCCACGACGCGGCCACACUAGCCGACAGAAUGCGCAAGGUCGGAGUCGAUCCCGCCGCCAUGGAAGAAUACUUCCAGGGUUUCCAGUGGGGAGCGCCCCCCCACGCUGGAUGUGGUGUUGGUCUCGAGAGAUUCCUUUUCCUCAUGCUCAACUUGGGUGAUAUUCGCAACGCAUCCCUAUUCCCCCGCGACCCCAAGUCUCUCCAGAGCAAGCCCAAGCAUCUGCAGGAGGAGUUGCCACAUCCUGAUGCCGAUACAAUCAAAUAUGCCUAUGAGGGCUUUGCGAAUCGCUCGCCCUUGCCCUCACUGGAAGACUUGAUUGCCAACUAUGGUGAUGCUACCAACACUUCGUGGCUGGACGAUCGCUACACUGUAUGGAGACACGAGAUCACCGGCGCGGCUAUUGGCUACGCCAAGGAAAAUGGCUACGCUCUGAUCAUGGGAAACCCUCUUUGCGAUCCUCGGCAAUACCCCACCGUCAUGCAUGAUUUCCUCCACGAUCUGACUGUCAAAGAAGAUCUUCGACCCCUCUGGCUCCUGGUUUCUGCCGAGGUUGAAGAGAUCCUAAGCAGCAAGCUGGGCUGGCGGAGUCUGGCAUGCGUCGGGGAGGAGCGUGUGUCUGUGGAAGACGCUAUCAGCGAGAGCGUAGCCAAGAAAGAGAAGCAGGCCAAGAAGGCUGACGUCAAGAUUCACGAGCUGGGACUUGGCCAAGAUGUUCCGGCAGAUGUGCGUGCUCGUAUCGACGAGCGCAUCAAGGAGUGGGAAGAAGGUCGCAAGAACAGCGGUCGUGUACAAGUCCACAUCACUGACGUCCGCCCUUGGGUUGAUAUGGCUCACCGGCGGUACCUGUGGGCAGAAGACAAGGAAGGCAAGGUCGUUGCGCUCUGCGUGCUUCACCAGCUGGCGCCGGCGCACGGCUACCAGAUCAAGUUUGCGCUCGACUUCCCCGGCUCGCCUAAUGGAUCCAUCGAAGCACUGAUUGCCAAGGCCAUCCAGAGCCUGUCCUCGGCCGGUGUCAAGAAUGUCACUUUUGGCGCAGGCGCUAUGACCGACAUUGUCGUCGGAUCCAAUAUGGGUGGCAUCAAGGCCAAGCUCUUGUCCAAGACGUACAAGACGGUCAUCAAGCAGCUCAAGCUCGUUCAGAAGAGCGAGUUUAGAGAAAAGUUUGGCGCCCACCAGGAGCCAGUCUUUAUCUGCUACCCAUUCCUGGGACUUGGCGUGUCUGGUACACGAACCUUGAUCAAGUUCUUUGAGGACGAGAUGUAAGUGCGGCUUUCGGCACCGAUGGUGCGCCUGUGGGUUCUGGAGGCGGCAGCAUUUCCCCAAUACCCUCCACAUCAGUCGAUGCUUUCCUAGCGAAUCAGCAUACAGUUGAUUAUAGCGUCCUCGCCUUGCUAGACUAUUGCAGAUGAUUUCCCCCGGUGUGUGUAGGAUGGGCGUGCGGUAGAUGGUGGUAGGAGAGACCAAACAGGUGGCGUGUGCAUGGGCCCGUCUGGCAAAAAGAGAUAGAGAGAGAGCAAGAGCUCGUGAAGCGUGAUAUCCAUUCUUGCAUUGAUACCAGAUAGCGAUUAGUUAAUGAAUAUUUAUUUUGUCUCUCAA
This is a messenger RNA of Microdochium trichocladiopsis, 3295 nucleotides long. RefSeq lists its product as uncharacterized. Gene Ontology annotation, cellular component: cytosol; aminoacyl-tRNA synthetase multienzyme complex; cytoplasm. Bases 218 to 2962 code for a protein of 914 amino acids. Gene Ontology annotation, biological process: aspartyl-tRNA aminoacylation. The record is from RefSeq and is a predicted model, not a curated record. Gene Ontology annotation, molecular function: RNA binding; aspartate-tRNA ligase activity; ATP binding. NCBI's taxonomy places the organism in Eukaryota, Fungi, Ascomycota, Sordariomycetes, Xylariales, Microdochiaceae. The transcript has 2 exons.